AUGGAAGAGCCGCCGGAGGGGCACGGCCACCGAGACGCGGCGCCCGGCCCGGCGAGCAGCGGCAGCGGCAGCGAUGGCGAGAGCGUCCCCGUGUCCCCCAGCCCCGCGCCCGCCUCCCCCGCUGCGCCCUGCCCCCUGCCCCUGCCCCGCCGCCGCCACCCGCCGCCCCCGCCGCCGCCCCCGCCGCCGCCACCCCACCGCACCACCAACUUUUUCAUCGACAACAUCCUGAGGCCGGACUUCGGCUGCAAGAAGGAGCCACCCGCGCCGGCCGGCGGCGGCGGAGGAGGCAGCCGGGAGCGGGACGGAGACCGGGGGCAGAGCUCAGGUAGAGAAAACGUCAACCCGCUGCUGGCCCGGCCGCCCAAUCCGCCCUCCCUCCUCUGCCCGGACUCGAACUGCCGUCCCGACGGCUCCGCGCCGCCGCCGCCGCCCGUCGCCGCCGCCGCCGCCAAAGGCAGCCCCGCCGCGGCGGUAGCGGCGGCGUCGGGGGCGGCCAAGUCCCCCGCCGACGGGGGCGAGACUCACCCGGCGAAGUACGGGGAGCACGGCAGCCCCGCCAUCCUCCUCAUGGGCUCUAAUAAUGGAGGACCUGUUAUAAAGCCCGACUCGCAACAGCCGCUGGUGUGGCCUGCCUGGGUCUACUGCACUAGGUAUUCAGACAGACCGUCCUCGGGCCCCCGCACCAGGAAGCUGAAGAAGAAGAAGACAGAGAAGGAGGACAAGCGGCCAAGGACGGCGUUCACGGCCGAGCAGCUGCAGCGGCUGAAGGCGGAGUUCCAGGCGAACCGGUACAUCACGGAGCAGCGGCGGCAGAGCCUGGCCCAGGAGCUCAGCCUCAACGAGUCCCAGAUCAAGAUCUGGUUCCAGAAUAAACGAGCCAAGAUCAAGAAGGCGACGGGCAUCAAGAACGGGCUGGCGCUGCACCUCAUGGCCCAGGGACUCUACAACCACUCCACCACCACCGUGCAGGACAAAGAGGAGAGCGAGUGAGGAGAGCGGUGAGGAUCCUGGCUCUGCACCGCGGCACCGGCCGGGGAGUGGACAGGUGCUAUUUAAAAACAGAUCUAUUGUCUAUCCAUAGUAUAAGGACUCUGAUUAAGGAAAAAAAAAAUAUGAACACUUAAAAAAAAAAAUCUCUAUAUAGCCAAACAGCAUAUGACCUUGUAUAUAUUUAAUUUCAGGUAAGAAAUAUGUGUAGCGCUCUCUAUUUGCUGGACAGUUUCUCCUCUUCUCUCUCCCCCUAUCUUUUGUUCGUUUGUUUGUUUUG
This is a messenger RNA of Dryobates pubescens (Downy woodpecker), 1270 nucleotides long. It is a transcript of the gene EN1, whose product is annotated as engrailed homeobox 1. Lineage: Eukaryota; Metazoa; Chordata; Aves; Piciformes; Picidae. The coding region runs from base 1 to 993 and encodes 330 amino acids. Gene Ontology annotation, cellular component: nucleus. The transcript has 2 exons. Gene Ontology annotation, biological process: regulation of transcription by RNA polymerase II; neuron differentiation; multicellular organism development. Gene Ontology annotation, molecular function: DNA-binding transcription factor activity, RNA polymerase II-specific; RNA polymerase II cis-regulatory region sequence-specific DNA binding. The record is from RefSeq and is a predicted model, not a curated record.